AUCAUAUUAUUGCAUUGCUGUCACGCCACCAACAUGACUUUCAUACGUCUUCUUCUCUUCUGGCUGUUUAUUGCUACCAAUGUAUUGGGGCAGAUCACAAGGACACCAUCCUGUCCAGUUCAUGCAGACCCCUGGCAUUCACAGGUUGGCCUGUUGGUCCAGAAGCGCGACAUCAGAACGUUUUGUGAUUCGAGUAGCAAGUUCUACUGUUACCAACCAGCUGCUUGCAUCUCUGGCAGUGAUGGAUACAUCGGCUGCUGCACUGCUAUCGGCACCACCUGUGCUCCUCGCCCAGAAUGUAUUGAUUAUACAUCGGGCAUCACAGCCUCUUGCGACUAUGUUACCGGAGGAUGCGUCUACUGCUCCGAGCCUAGCCUUCCUUUCUGUGUCAAGGCAUACCGACACAACAACUACGUAUUCAGCUGCGGCACCCAGAAGUUGACUACCACUUACACCGACACCGCGACAGAGAGUUCCAUCUUUGCACCUACGGGAGGUUCUGCUACACCUUCGGCUGCGCCUACACCCGAUUCACGACCAACAGAGACUAAUUCCUCUAACGACCCUUUGCCUUCAUCAACGGUGGCGCCUGAGUCAUCGGCUCCAUCGCCAUCUUCGCUGUCAACCUCACAAUCUCCGAGAAUGGCCAUGAACACCUCUACAUGCGAAUCAGCUUCAAGCAGUUCCAUAGCCAACUCUCGUGGACUCAUCAUCGGUGUCAUCAUUGGAGCGGCUGCUGGCUCAAUAAUCUUACUGGCACUUCUUUUCAUCUUCUGGAAGUGUUGGAAGCGUCGCAGAUCUGGCGCAGGAAGAAUGUCAAGGGAGAAGUCAAACAAGGCUGGUUACUCUCUCGGUUCAGGGAANGGGGAACACAGCAUUGCGGAGCACACCGACAGUCAACACGAUGUGGCCAAUGCAUUGCCAAACUCACAAGGACCAGCAGAGCUGGAAGAGCAGUCACAUGGCUCAGCUGACGACACAUCUGGAUCUACACACGCUCACAGUGUCGCAAAUCACAAUCUUCCCGGUGCUCAACCCUAUUCACCAGAAGAUGUUCGAGGAGCAGCAGAGGCACCAGCCAACGCUUCUCCUUGGUCGUCUCCCAGCAUCGCCAUAACGAGCCCAACUCCAUCCAACUCAUCGCUGUGGAUGGCUACUCCUGGCAUGGGCACACCUAGAGCACCGUCAUCGCACUAUGUCGCUUACACGCCGUAUACCCCAUCCUCGGCCUAUUCUGCUAGCGGUCAGCCACCAUCUAGCCUCCCUCAGCCAAGAUAUGGAGGCGGAAACACUGCACAAGAGUCACCAUUGGCAGAACUCGAGGCGCACGAGGUUGGCAGAGCACAGUAA
Aureobasidium vineae is the source of this 1350-nucleotide messenger RNA. Lineage: Eukaryota; Fungi; Ascomycota; Dothideomycetes; Dothideales; Saccotheciaceae. The record is from the annotation of a GenBank genome assembly.